Molecule: messenger RNA, 3416 nt
Organism: Teleopsis dalmanni
Lineage: Eukaryota; Metazoa; Arthropoda; Insecta; Diptera; Diopsidae
Product: flocculation protein FLO1-like
Exons: 2
Coding region: 76-2532 (818 amino acids)
Cellular component (GO): extracellular region
Molecular function (GO): chitin binding
Source: RefSeq, a predicted model, not a curated record
AAGGUUAUAAAGAUAUGGCUGUGGAAAAUAUCAUAGUUGAAUAAAAACUAUAAAUGCAAUAGGUUGGCUUGAGUGAUGUCAGUCGGAAUAAAUAACUUAAGUGUUUUGCUCCUGUUUGUGUCAUUUACCAAUAUUUUUGCUAGCGAUUAUGAUAGUUACUGCAUAAUAAAUCGGUCAGGACAUAAUCUGCUGCCACAUCAAAAUGAUUGCACGAAAUUUGUACAAUGUGCCCAUGGAAAGGCAUAUGUGCAUAGAUGUCCUGCAAGUCUACACUGGAAUAAAAUAAGAAAAGUAUGUGAUUACCCUGAAAAUGCGAAAUGUGACCUGCUAAUAACUUCUGCUGAAGGAUUGAAAAAUUCUACAGCACUGAAUACUUUAAGUUGUUUAAAUGGAACUUAUUAUCAACAUGAGAAAUAUUGUCAAUAUUAUUAUUACUGUCGUGAAGGUGUUAAAGUUUUAUCAUCAUGUCCCACUGGUCUUCAGUGGCAACAAGUGCAACAAAAGUGUAUGUUAUCAGAUAUGGUUAAAUGCAUUGAUUCCUCGCCUAUUUCGCAGGAUAUAGUACAUGGCAGUGUUUAUGGACCUUGUUCCGGUACAGAUGGUUUUAAAGUAUCUUUUUAUUUGAAUCAUCCAUACGAUUGUGGAAAAUUUUUAGUAUGCGCUAAUAGUAAAGUUUUUGUGAUGAAAUGCGCUUCGGGUUUAAUGUGGAAUCCCAACAAAAAGGUGUGUGAUUAUGCUGAAAUUGUAAAAUGUUUUAAUGGAAGUUUGUUUAAAAACACAACUUCGUCAACAACACAUACAAGUGUAACUACUUUUGAUGAAACAACACAGUUUGCAGUAUCAACAGAGAGUUGGAUCACAGACAUUAAUGGAAGAACUGCUGACUUAAACAAGGACAGUAUUGAAAACUUAAAUGACACUGUAAUUACUGCCACUUCAACAUCAAUUGUGCCUAUUUCCACUAGUACUAUUUUACUUCACACGAUAAAAAAUCAAGAAGUUAGUAUUAAUAAAAAUGAACAGGAUAUGCAGACUUUCACUGAAGAAAGCUCUACUGUAAAAACAACAUCCGACAGCUUUUCAGAACCUACAGUAAGCAUGACGAAUAACAACUUAAAAACCGAUGAUGAUAUCUUGGAAAAAUUUACCUAUACUGAUACAAAUACCAGUUAUACACAAAGCAUAAAUUCUGUAGAAGAAAGUCAUGCUAUUGAUUGUGAACCAGUAGUAGAAAAAGUACUAAAUAUUACAAAAACUACAACUGCUAUAAAUGAAACAUUGGAUUUAAAUGAAUUGAGUGCUGUAAAAAAUUCUGCGGAUAGUUUUGCCACAGCUCAAAAUUUUUACAAUCCAGAAUCCAUGUCAACAUCUGCUAGUACUAUCGAUUACACUGGAACAAUCAUCCCUAUAAUGAGUGCAGAUAUCUUACAAAAUAAUAACAUAGAAACUUCCACUGAAUUAGUUGAGAUAAGUAUUGCAGACAAUUCUGAUAUAAUACAGAAUUUGAAUACCACAGAAACUAUUUUGACGUCAGCUACUACCAUCGAUUACACUGGAACAACCAUCCCUAUAAUGAGUGCAGAUAUCUUACAAAAUAAUAACAUAGAAACUUCCACUGAAUUAGUUGAGAUAAGUGUUGCAGACAAUUCUGAUAUAAUACAGAAUUUGAAUACCACAGAAACUAUUUUGACGUCAGCUACUACCAUCGAUUACACUGGAACAACCAUCCCUAUAAUGAGUGCAGAUAUCUUACAAAAUAAAAACAAUAAAAUUCCAGUUGAAUUGACGACGAGUGUCACGGACCCAGAAAUUAUUGAUAAUUUAUCAAGUUCAACUCAAUUAACAAAAAUUGCAACAAUAUCUGCAGUCCCAACUGAUAACAGCACUGCGCAUGUAUCAAAUAAUAUGUCGACUAUACAAAUGUCAACAACAGUAGUUGAAGAAUCAAGCACACCUCUUGAAAAUGAAAUUAUAGCAACACCAAACACAACAAUAAUAACUACAACAACUGCAACAGCAACACUGAUAAAUACCAAACCUAAGAAUGAAAAUAAUGAUUUGAUAAAUUUAUAUGAAACCGAAUCGAAAUCAAAGCACGCACUUGCCAAUGAUAUGAGACAAAUUACAAUUCCUGAUAAGAGAUCGACAAAAAUAAAUGAAAAUACUGCAAAUAAUUUAUUAAAGAAAAGUUUUGGCAAUUCUCCCAAUACUGCAACUAAGAAGAAUUCAAUUCGUUAUUCUGAAGCAAAUAAAAAGCAUUCAACAACAACAAAAAGGACUUUACCUACAAAGCGAACUACUACUCCAACAUCGAUUUUGUUGCAAAUUAUUGAUCCACGUUUACCUUUCCGAGCUCCUCAAUGUAUUGGUAUUGGGAAUCGGAUUAAAUUCGCUGCAGAUAAUUGUUUGCAGUUUUAUCAGUGUUUCGAGGGCUAUGCCUACUUAUUAAACUGUUAUGAAGGAUUUGAGUUCAGUGUCACUAAGGGCAGGUGUAUGAAUAGCUUAAAAGUAGUAAAAAGUUGCCUAAAAUAAAUAAAAUAUUUUUUAUUCUAAAUGUUAAAUUUUUAAUGUACUCGUACAUAAAGUCUAAUUAAAAAAAGUGUAAAGUGUGAAAAUUGGUAAUAGUAGUGAAUGACGGCAGUCAAUCAUAGUUUUAUCAUACUUUUUUAUACAAUUUGAUUAUUAUUUUAGUUGUAGGAGAGUGCAGAUCAUCCUUUUAGUACCGUUUUUCUCACUAAGGACUGGUUUAAAAAUAUGCUUCGAAAAAUCUAUAAUAGCCCUGCUUUAGAAUAGAUCUGCAAGUACACCCUUCAUUCGCAAAAAUGCCACCUACAAAAUUUACAUCGAGAUUUGUGUUUAUCUGAUAUCGGUUGGGACCAAUAAAACUGCGUGAUCUACUUCGAAUCAGAUUAACACAAUCUAACCUGCAAGGUACUGUAACAAAACCAACUAUUAGAACGCUAACAUAUAUUUCACAUUUAAAUUUAAAUUUUAUUGUAUUUAACCAAUAAAAAGAUUACCAGAAUAUGAAAAUUUCAUUUCUGCCUUUAAGUCAGUUAAUCUGUAGAAAGUUAUUAUAUUUAUGACGAGGGCAUUUCGUGUCCAAAUCAACGCUAUGGUAUUUUUUGUACCUGUCUUCAAAAUAAUCCGUAUCGAGAAGUUGUGCAAGUUUCUCUCUAGUGACUGUGAAAACCUUACUGCAAUUUAGAGUACAUUUUCUAGCAAAUACACCCAAUAAUUGGGUAUCAUAAACCGAAUGAAGAAAUAAGACUGGGUAAAAUAGUUUCACUACUACAGUUAAUCGAGAAAAUUAUGCUCUGAGAAAUAUUCUGAACACAUGAACAUUAAGUCGCAUUGCAAAAUUCCCCUAUUUAAUAAUACUGUAAGGAGAGUGAUCUUGUUUUUAUUGAAGUGAC